UUGGAUGAUAGUUUUUGUUGUACAGCAUUGGAUCUAAACUUUUUGGUGUUCCCUUUCUCUCUUUCUCGCGACAGCACCGCUACCUGCACGAGGUAGAAAAAUCUUCUUCUCUCAUUUAUCUCCACGCGUAUUUCUCUCCAAGCUUCCACUCCAUCUCCAUUUACUCUACUCUUUCAUCAAUACACGAAAAAGACAACCAAACCCUAAAUUCAUCUCCUUCUCUCCCCUUAGUAAUAACGCCGUCGUAAGAAGCUAACACCGCCGUCGUAAGGAGCUAACACCGCCGCGCCCAGCUCUCCAUCUCUUUAUCUCCCUUUCUCCUCUACUUGAUGGCUGGAGUAUUAGGAUAUAGGAGCCUAGCGCCCAAGACAAAGAAUUUCAUAGUUGCUGGGGGUUUGACAACCUUUGUCUUUGGGGCAUACUUCUACACCAUGAGAGCUGUUGGAGGUACCGAUGAACUACAGGUAGCAAUAGAUAAGUUUGAAGCAGACAAGAGCACUAAAGAGGGUGAUGCAAGCAUACCAACAAAAGUCUAAAGCUGGUUGCAUACAGAACCAAAAUAAUACUUUAGUUGUAUUCAUUGUUCUGGUUUGGGGUCAACGCUCUUAUCUCCCUUUAGCAUGAGAAUAUUUUAAAAAUGUUUUUGAAUCUUGUAUUUAAUAAAUUUUAACCAGCUUUGUGUACAAUAACCCAGUGCUAGGAAAACUGUAGGCGAGAUAUUUUUCAUUGAUAUUGAGAUAUUUUUAAUGAUAACACUAAGUCUAGAUUGAUAAAGAAAAAUAAUUCAUACUACAUGGGGAGAAUGUUUAGGUAAAGUAUCACUAUUGUUUGUUUAAACUAGAAAUUACGGGCAUAAACCAACAUUGCCCUAUGAGUGAGGUAUCAUUAUAGGUUGUCACCCGUGAAGGAGAAUAUAACUUACCUUGCAGUUUUGGUUUACGACGGCUUUGGGCUAUAAGGCACACAGGAAGGUGAAAUAUAGGCAAAUUUUAGAUAAAUUUAAUCACAUAAUAACUAUUGAGUGGUGUUGAAAAUAACAGGGGGAGGGGACCUUUAAAUAUUUCACUCGACAAAAAGACAACAAAUAUUAAUUUAUAAUAGUAUUAUUUUCUUAGAUUUUGUUUUGUUUUUGUUUUUUUUUAUAUAAUUAUUUUGAUUUUGAUUUCAACAUAACACGAUAAUGUAUUUUUUUGUUAAAAAAGGGAGGUAAAGGAAAAAGGGGAAACCAAAAGCAAAGAACAAAAUCAACACUUCUGACAUUCGUUAUAAGAUUAUCAUAACUUUUCUGACCCUUUGUCCAAAUGAUCAGUGGAAAAGCUACUUAAUGGCCGAGAUCAAGUUACCAAACUUGUAAUGAACAUUUAUCUUGCCAUGACAAUAUAAAGGAAAAUGCUUAUGUAGUGUUGCUUAGGUACUGUUUUCUGGUUCUACUUAAAUAUAUAAGAAAAAAUUGUCAAAAAUUCACAUCUUAAAAUAGGAUGAACGAUAAUAUUUGAGUUGUGUGAGGAAUCAAAUAAAAUCAUAGUAUGCAAGUCUUGUCCUAACAUAAAUAAAGUAGUCUAUAACAUAAAAAAACACAGAUGCAUAAUUUGAAGAGCCCAGAUUAAGAGUUUUUUUUUUUCUUUCCAUUUUAUAAAAAAUCACAUAUGUUUUUAGAAGCAUAUUUCUAGAUGGAACAGAAGUAUUUUUCAGAUGGUAUAAAAGCCAUAUUUGUUUUUAGAUAUGCACUUCCAAGAUGAUUUUAGGUGUGAGCAAUUAAAACUAGGUUUUAGGCCCAGUUCUAUAAAGCCCGCUGCCCAAUUUGAACCGGCCCGAUGUGAGUCGGUUAGUCCAGUUUGCCACCUGUACGCGGGACACCUUCUCUUCUCCUCCAUAGGUCGCUGCGGCCGUUCACACAUCUCACCUCUCGGAGCCACCGCCUCUUCCGCAACACCGUCCACCAAAUACACGUCGUUGAACAGUCCCCUUCCUUCCUCCUUCCUACUUCCUACUUUUGAACCAUGGAACAAAAGGUGUGGGGAUGUUCUUCAAAUGAGGACAGUGGUGAAGAUGAUGACGACGUCUUUUUGCAAAAUGAAAGUGAUGAUGAACAGUUUCACUUUUCACCUGCUUCCUUGCCCAAGUUGCAGUUCAGGAACACAAAAUCCAAAGGCAGAUGGAAUGAAGAGAUGGGAAUGGCAGAAGUGUUUGAGAAGAAUGGCAAAAUGUGGGUAACUACUGGAAUAGUCCGAAAGGGAAAGACUUAUACUUCCAUUGAGGAAACAUUGUAUCUUAUGGAACUAGGAGCCUUAGAUCUAUUAGAUAAUGGUGAUAGAAGUAUAUCACUAAUAGAAAUGUAUGAAAAAGUUGCUGGUGAGAAGAGUGGAUGUUGUUGGGAGCUUUUUGAGGCUUACAGACACCUCAAGUCUCUUGGCUACAUAAUUGGCCGUCAUGGUGUUGCUUGGAGUUUGAAGAGUAUUAGAAGUUCCCUUAAAUCUACUGCUUCUGAAGGAACAGAAGAUAGCAAACAGUUUGUAGACAUGGUUUCGAAUGUCGAGCUUUCCAUCAAUAAGUUAUUUAGUGACCUGAAGAUUAAUGAUUUGAAUCCAGAUUUUGAUGUUUAUCUUCCAAACAACAGGUUUAGAAAAUCUUCUCCUGGCGAUCCAGAUUUUCUGCUGUACUUGUCUAGGGGCCAUCUUCCAUCUAGAGCAGAAAUUGAAGCUCUUGAGAGACAAUGUGGUCGUAUUCCAUUGAAAAUAUGCCUGGUCACUGAAGGAAAGGUCAGUUUCUUUUCCUUUGACAAGGUUGAACUUCCUGUGCUACCCUGAUCUUUUGGUACCAAUCCCGCAUUUCCACUGUGACUGACAUGGAAAGGAAGCUCAUUACAAAAGAUUGUACAAUCCAAUUAUGGGCAAGAAAGCUUCCAAAGUUGUUGUGGUUAACCUUGUAUUGCAAAUGGACUCAGUGAUCAUAAAGGGCACUUGAAAAUACAAUUACUGCAGAUGUUGUUCAAUCUAUUUCUGUAAUUUGUGUGCUAAUUUCAUAGUUUGAUCUUCUUCCUAAACAGUUGAUCAAUCAGGAUUCUUAAUGUGAUUUUGUGUGUUUGAUUUUACUUAGACACCAAAUUUUGGCUUUUUCUAAAAUUGUGUAUAACAUCACAUUUAGUCAUUAAAGUAUCAUUUUUAGGUGAAGCAUAUUUUUCA
Molecule: messenger RNA, 3182 nt
Organism: Cicer arietinum (chickpea)
Lineage: Eukaryota; Viridiplantae; Streptophyta; Magnoliopsida; Fabales; Fabaceae
Source: RefSeq, a predicted model, not a curated record